AUGGUCAAUGCAGGAGACAUGAAUGGUUCUGGCAACCUGAUGGAUUUUCUGGAUGAGCCUUUCCCCGACGUUGGGACUUACGAAGAUUUCCAUACCAUCGACUGGCUGCGGGAAAAAUCACGCGACACUGACCGCCAUAGAAAGAUUACAAGCAAAAGUAAGGAAUCCAUAUGGGAGUUCAUCAAGAGUUUGCUGGAUGCCUGGUCAGGAUGGGUUGUAAUGCUUCUCAUAGGACUACUGGCAGGCACGUUAGCUGGAGUGAUAGAUUUAGCUGUGGAUUGGAUGACAGACCUGAAAGAGGGUGUCUGCCUGUCUGCCUUCUGGUACAGCCAUGAGCAGUGCUGCUGGACGUCUAAUGAAACUACAUUUGAUGACAGGGACAAAUGUCCCCAGUGGCAGAAAUGGUCUGAACUUCUUGUAAGCCAGUCUGAGGGUGCAAGUGCUUACAUUCUAAACUAUUUUCUAUACAUUAUGUGGGCUCUAUGUUUUGCUUUCCUGGCAGUCUCCCUGGUCAGAGUGUUUGCUCCCUAUGCCUGUGGCUCUGGAAUCCCAGAGAUAAAAACCAUCUUGAGUGGGUUCAUUAUUAGGGGCUACCUGGGAAAGUGGACACUUUUAAUCAAAACAGUCACCUUGGUUCUGGUGGUAUCUUCAGGCCUCAGCCUUGGGAAAGAGGGGCCGUUAGUCCACGUGGCCUGUUGCUGCGGAAACUUCUUCAGCAGCCUUUUCUCAAAGUACAGCAAGAACGAAGGAAAGAGGAGAGAGGUGCUCUCGGCUGCAGCCGCCGCAGGAGUUUCUGUUGCCUUUGGGGCUCCGAUUGGAGGCGUGCUUUUUAGCCUGGAAGAGGUCAGCUACUACUUUCCCCUAAAAACCCUCUGGAGGUCAUUUUUUGCUGCUCUCGUGGCUGCUUUCACACUGAGGUCCAUCAAUCCUUUUGGAAACAGCCGGCUGGUCCUGUUCUACGUGGAGUACCACACCCCCUGGUACAUGGCCGAGCUCUUCCCCUUCAUCCUGCUCGGCGUCUUUGGUGGCCUCUGGGGGACCCUCUUUAUCCGAUGCAACAUCGCCUGGUGCAGGAGGCGAAAAACCACCAGGCUCGGGAAAUACCCAGUCCUGGAGGUCAUAGUGAUCACGGCUAUCACCGCCAUCAUCGCCUACCCCAACCCCUACACCCGGAGGAGCACCAGUGAGCUGAUCUCAGAGCUCUUCAAUGACUGCGGUGCCCUGGAGUCCUCCCAGCUCUGCGACUAUAUCAAUGACCCAAACAUGACGCGGCCAGUAGAUGACAUUCCCGACAGACCGGCCGGCCCCGGAGUCUACACCGCCAUGUGGCAGCUCGCCUUGGCUUUGGUGUUUAAAAUUGUCAUCACGAUAUUCACUUUCGGCAUGAAGAUCCCUUCAGGUCUUUUCAUUCCCAGCAUGGCUGUUGGAGCCAUGGCUGGCAGGAUGGUUGGGAUCGGAGUAGAGCAGCUGGCAUAUCACCAUCAUGACUGGAUCAUCUUCAGGAACUGGUGCAGACCUGGGGCAGACUGCGUCACGCCAGGACUUUACGCUAUGGUGGGAGCGGCAGCUUGCUUGGGUGGUGUUACCCGUAUGACGGUCUCUCUGGUGGUGAUUAUGUUUGAGCUAACUGGAGGCCUGGAGUACAUCGUGCCUCUUAUGGCUGCAGCUGUCACAAGCAAGUGGGUGGCAGACGCCUUUGGGAAAGAAGGGAUCUAUGAAGCUCACAUUCAUCUGAACGGCUACCCGUUUCUGGAUGUGAAGGAUGAAUUCACCCACCGAACCCUGGCAACUGACGUCAUGAGACCGAGGCGUGGUGAAGCUCCUCUUUCUGUUCUGACGCAGGACAGCAUGACGGUGGAGGAUGUUGAGACACUAAUCAAGGAGACUGACUACAAUGGCUUUCCAGUAGUGGUUUCAAAAGACUCGGAGAGACUUAUUGGAUUUGCACAGAGACGAGAGCUGAUUCUUGCAAUAAAGAAUGCAAGACAGCGUCAGGAUGGGGUGGUGAGCAACUCUAUCGUGUAUUUCACUGAAGACCCCCCGGAACUGCCACCCAACAGUCCCCAUCCGCUGAAGCUGCGGCGUAUCCUCAACCUGAGCCCUUUCACUGUCACUGACCACACGCCAAUGGAGACUGUGGUAGAUAUUUUCCGGAAACUCGGACUCCGGCAGUGUCUUGUCACUCGCAGUGGGAGGCUGCUGGGUAUCAUAACUAAAAAGGAUGUAUUAAGACAUAUGGCUCAAAUGGCAAACCAGGACCCUGAAUCCAUCAUGUUUAACUAG
Fulmarus glacialis (Northern fulmar) is the source of this 2283-nucleotide messenger RNA. RefSeq names its product chloride channel, voltage-sensitive 4 (gene CLCN4). The transcript has 11 exons. Gene Ontology annotation, molecular function: voltage-gated chloride channel activity. Gene Ontology annotation, biological process: transmembrane transport; chloride transport. The coding region runs from base 1 to 2283 and encodes 760 amino acids. Lineage: Eukaryota; Metazoa; Chordata; Aves; Procellariiformes; Procellariidae. The record is from RefSeq and is a predicted model, not a curated record. Gene Ontology annotation, cellular component: synaptic vesicle; membrane; Golgi apparatus.